UCACAACCUCAUCUUUGUGUCAGAACUAAAGGUUUUAACUUUUAUUUUGAAUGACAUACGAAAAGGCGCGACUUUUCCCACAACAUCCGGUUCUUACCGGAAGUAACUUCAGAACGCAAGAAAAUGUCCCAUUUUAGUUAAGGUCCUUAUUUAAACUUAUUCUAACCUUUUAAAAUGGCGUGGAGUAGCAAAGGCCCCUUUCUUCCUCCAACCUCUUUACAGCUGCUUGUUCCUCCAGUGAGAGUCAUGUCAGCCUUCGUCUGGCAAGUAGUGCAGCAGCACAGCGUGAAACAGUACGACAAGCUGCUGGAUUUCAUCAGUUUGGUGACAGAGAUAGUUCCAGAGCUUCUGAGCCCCACUCAGAAAGCCCAGCUUGUACUGGGUUUGAGAGCAAGGUUGGUUCUGGAGCUGUGUCGUAGCGAUGGUUUCGGCAACCUGAAGACCAUCCAGAGUCACCUGGAUAAAAUCCACACGUGCAGUGCAGAACUGAGCGCCAGUGAUCAGAUGGAAAGUGCAGAUAUACUGAAGACCUCUUACAGCAACUUUGCCAGCCUGGUGCAGAACAUUUUGAAUGUUCCUUUUGAAAAGAAGUUCUUCUUCCAAGAAGUUUUCCCUGAAAAGUAUGGCUCUGCCUACAAUCAGCGGAUCCAGCAGCUCGUGUCUUUGUUCCUGUCCAGGCUGGAGCAGCUGCUGCCCAUACCGGAUCUACAGCAGACGACAGCUUGGCUCACUGAUACAUUUGCGUCAGAAGAGUUUGGACUGUACAUGUCUAGCCCUGAAACCCUGAAAACUUUGCUCCUUCAUCACAGAGAGAUGAAAACUCUGAGCUCAGGUUUUUCCUCCAUCACAGCUCCAUCAAACAAUGAGGAGGAUGUCAUUUUGUCCACGCUGGCCCUCCCUACUCAUACCGCAGGGGAGAGAUUUGGUGAGCUGCACAGUGAGGGUGAUGAUGAAGAUGAAUAUGAAAGCAAUGAAGGCUCACUGGCACUGGAGAAUUUGGAAGAAGACUCAAGUCAGAGCUCAGAUGUGGCCUCAGCUGACUGGGUACCAAAAAAGAAAUUAGAUUCACCAUCUAAUUCAUCAACAUGUCCUCAAUGUUCAUUCACACACCUUCUGAAGAGGAAGGUUGAAGAGCACAUGCAGACUGAACACCACAUGACAGUUCCCGUUCAGAAGAAGAAAUCUUUGAGAAAUCUGACAAAGAAGAUUCAACAGAAAAGUCAAAACGUGAAGGCUGAAAAAAAGAAACAAGGUGACACAGAGAAACUGAGGAGAUGCAAACAAAAAGAUGGCAAAAAGUUGCAGCAUAAGCAGAAGGACAAUGUGGACAAGAAGAAACGACUGAGAAAGAAAGUGUCUGCAGGGGAAGAUAAACGGUUUCUGAGUGCAAGACCUGUGAUCAAAAAUUUCCCAGAAAAAGAAACCAGAUGCCCAAAAUGUGAGAAGGUCUUUGAACAUCCAAACCAGCUGAAGACCCACAGGAAGAUCCACAGCUUCCGCUACCGGUGCUGCCAGUGUGAGAAGGGCUUCACCAGUCAGUCGGGGUAUUAUCAGCACCAGAGACUUCACAAAAGAGGACGAAGAUUCACCUGCAAACAGUGCAACAAGGGAUUCCUCUGCAGUUAUUCACUCAAGCAGCAUGAACACCUUCACAACGGUCCCACCAAUUUGUGCAACAUCUGCGGGAAAAACUUCAGCAAAAAUGGCUUCAUAAGACACAUGCAGAUGCACCGAGGGGAGAGGAAUUACCUGUGCACCACCUGCGGGAAGUCAUUUCUAUCCUCAGGGGAGCUGCUUCUGCACAAUCGGACUCACACGGGCGAGUUGCCGUACACCUGCGAGCAAUGCGGGAAGGGUUUCUCCUGCAAGAGUCACCUAAACGUGCACAUGCGUUCUCACACAGGAGAGCGUCCAUAUCUCUGCUCAGAAUGCCCCAAACGUUUCCUCACUGCGAACUGUUUGAGGAGGCACAUGCUCAGCCACAACGGGGUGAAGCCUUUUAAGUGUUCAGACUGUGGGAGAGAAUUCUCCCAACAGGGAAAUUUGAAAAGACAUAUGACAACUCAUAAAGCUGACUCAUAAUGUGCUCGCUUCAUAGCCAGAAAUCUGAAUUUGGAUGUAAAUAUUGUGUAUUUGAUCAUUAUUUUCAUUUGAUCUUUAAUAAAAUGUUAUUUCAA
Messenger RNA from Melanotaenia boesemani (Boeseman's rainbowfish), 2177 nucleotides. RefSeq names its product zinc finger protein 436-like. Lineage: Eukaryota; Metazoa; Chordata; Actinopteri; Atheriniformes; Melanotaeniidae. Gene Ontology annotation, biological process: regulation of transcription by RNA polymerase II. The coding region runs from base 175 to 2082 and encodes 635 amino acids. Gene Ontology annotation, molecular function: RNA polymerase II cis-regulatory region sequence-specific DNA binding; DNA-binding transcription factor activity. The transcript is spliced from 8 exons. The record is from RefSeq and is a predicted model, not a curated record.